This is a messenger RNA of Hepatospora eriocheir, 819 nucleotides long. The record is from the annotation of a GenBank genome assembly. Lineage: Eukaryota; Fungi; Microsporidia; Hepatosporidae.
AUGAAAAUAGAAGAGAUAAAAGAUAGAAGAGAUUUUUUAUGUGAACAAAAAGAAAGAUUAGAAACUAAGUUAAGCGAAUAUUUAGAUGAAAACAAAGAGUUAAUAAAUACAUAUACUAAAAAUGUAGAUUAUUCAUGUAACAUUAAUAAUUUGGAUGUAUAUGUUGAAUACAGAAGAGACAAAAUAAUAGCUAAUUGUAAUUUGAUGUUGAAAAUGAUACUUGAGAGUAACCUUUGUUACUCUAAGAUGAAGAUUUUUUCAGAUAAAAUCAACAGUUUAAUUCUGAUAAAACAUAUCUUUGAGUUGUUUAAUCCCAGAGAAAAUUUAACUAAACCAACAGCUAAUCUUAAAAAUUACAUAGAAUUAAAUAUAAACAAUGGAAAUGUAAAAGUUAAUGAUAAAACACUAAUGAUUGAUUUUAAUUUAAAACAAUACAAAGAGAUAGAAUGUUUAUUUGAUAAACCAUUUGUAAUGUUUAUUGAUCCAUAUGAUCUUGGGGUUGACGUGGCAGGUGGGAAGUGUAAUUUUAUAUUAGAUGCUAUCAAAAUACUUAACAAAUUAACCAUUCCUAAGUUAAUGGAACUUUCCUCAUAUGACUACUAUCAAACCUAUGGAUAUAGUGAAAUAUUAUCAGAUGAGUUGCCAAUGGAGUUGUUUAAAGUGAUAGAAAAUACUGUUGAAAGUUUGGAUAAAGAAAGAAUAUGUUUAACACUAAACUAUCUAUUUUUAAUAGCACCACCACUUAUCAAAUCUUUUGAAGUGGGGAAAUACAAAAAACUUCCAUACUUUUAUUUUAUGGAAUGGACACUUAAUAAAUAG